AUGAAUUGGGGAGGAGAUAGAGUUAAAGUGGUGUUUGUUAUCGGAGCUGCUUGUGGCAGCCUCAGGCAUGAAGCAAGCUUCUACGGCGGACCUUUAAGACCCUUGGUGCAUGUUUCAUGCUUGAUCAAUUCAGAACCACGCGGUGACCUCGAGAAUCCUUCAGUUCUCGAGCACGCGGUCCAUGCGAGACAGAACUACAAGAACCAGCGGUCUUCCCCGCACGGUGCCAUUACAUCAUCCGCGGUAAUUACAGAUGUUAGUACAUGGGGAGUACUUUGCUACUCCAUAGUGAGCAACGCUAAUUACCAGGGAAGGGGAGCCACUCCGGCAGCUGCCGCUCCGAGAAGUUGA
Molecule: messenger RNA, 351 nt
Organism: Aspergillus niger
Lineage: Eukaryota; Fungi; Ascomycota; Eurotiomycetes; Eurotiales; Aspergillaceae
Exons: 3
Coding region: 1-351 (116 amino acids)
Source: RefSeq, a predicted model, not a curated record